ACUCUGUGGCUUGAAAAUGGCGGCCUACCUGUUCUGCCUGACGGCGGAGGGGGGAGUGCCCCUGUUUUCCAGAACUAAGGGCGAUCUAAAACCGCUACCCUUCCCUGUCAUAGGUUCGCUAAAUGGUGUGCACAUGUUUGCCAGCAAUCAAGCAGUAUCAUUACUGUCCACAACUACUGAUGAUGCUAAAGUUGUAUGGCGAGUAUUUCAUGACAGUCUGACAUUGAUCAUGGUGAGUGGAGAUGACAAUGCCUGUGACUGCCACUUUAACCAGCUACUAAACCUAGUCUUCCAGUCUAUGGUGCUAGUGUAUGGCCAGGAUGAUCUCAUCCACAUCAAAAAUGUGGAGAGGUUCAAGAAAGAGAUCAAGGUAUGCUAUCACAUGGUGGACACCUUACUCAGCCAUGAUGAGUUGUCUACCUUUAGCGAUGUCACAAAUGCUGUGGACACUAUUCUUGCCCCAGAAAAUCAAGUAUUGCAGGCAUUUCUAGAUGCGUUUGUGGAAGCUGCAGACAGUUCAUACGGCUGCCUAUUAGUGCACGGGAAGGUGGCUGUGGCCACGCGGAAAUGGUGGACAUUCACUUCCACAGAGCUAGUUCUCCUCUCCAUGAUUGUGGCUGCCUCUCCAAAAUGUUCGUCUCGAGAUAUUCCAGUGUUCCUGCCACACACCAGCCCUACGGUGCCCCAUCGCCUGCUGACCUACCAGCUGAUGAAGGGUGUGGAGGUGUGUGCUGUGUGCGGCCCUAACCCUUCACUGGCCAGUCUCGAGAUGGAGGUAGGUCGAUUCUGGAGAGCAGCGUAUGAAUCUUUAAAAGCUGUGAGUCGGCUUCAUCCGCGGAACUUUCCUACCAACAUGCCUAUUGACCAAAACAUUCUGGGGUUUCUACUUGUGAAUGUUGAAUCUCACAAGAGCUUGUGCACAGUUCAGCCCAUGGAAGAAGACACCCGGAAAACAGGCAAGACAAUGGGCACCAUGAGGAGGAGGGAAAUUCUCAGGUCAUUCUAUAAAUAUGUAGUGGGGACUUAUUUUCCAUCCACUAUAGAAGGAAGCUCGGAAGAGCCUAGUCAGUUCAGUCACAAAGUGCUGGAGACUUACAUCACCUCUGACACACACAAAUGCUACGCCAUCCAGAGUGGGCCUCAUCAGAUGUUUGCUCUCUUUCAACCCUGUCAUCCCCACCUUCGCAAUGAGAUCUGUAACACAGAAGACAAUGACUAUGUUUACCAAAGACAAGACUGUCCAUUUAUAACACAUCAUAAUCUUUUACUAAAUGUCAUUCCAUCAGGACAGCAAAGCUUUUUCUGUAUAGGUCUAGUUAAUAUCAUUUUCUGGUUGCUGAUAUUUUACAAGAAUAUGAACAUGUGACGUCUUAUGUAUUUCAAAGCUAUAUUUAUGCUUCUUAUGUUGAUAUUAUGGUUCUUCAAAACUAUUGAAGAUUAUUUGACAGUUAACGUUUGUAGCAGAUGGUAUGGUUAGUGGUAGCAAAGUUUAUUCAGACAGAAGUUGUUUUCAAGUCUGUUACAGAGGAAUAUGAUGUUUUCAUGAGAUAUAAGCCAGUUUUUAUCUAAGUUGUACUUUUUGUACAUUAAAUAACCAAAUAACCGCUUCUUGUGCUGACUUAUGGCUAGACUGGAUCUGAAGAUGAUUCUCAGCCUGUCUCAUGAUACCUCUCUUUUUGGUGAAGUCUUAAGCAACACCAAUUAUUUUUUGUAUGAAUGGGCAAGCCUCAAAAUUAACAUUUUUAUUUUGUCCUAUGUUGAUGUUUUUCAAGGCAUUCCAAUGGUGUACAUGUAAAUAUCAUUUUCAACAGUAAAUAUUUCUAAGAUGACCCACGUUUUCCACAAUUUUGAUAAUUGUCAAGAGUUUUUUUAUUUUACACCUUCCUCCUUCACUGCAGAAAGAUUUAUUUGGCCUGUAAAAUAACAAAUUAAUUGGUGUCACCUAAGAAAACAAAUGAGUUAAAAAGCCAACUUCAUUUCCCUUCCCAAAAAAUGGAAGCAAGAAUUUGACUGGAUUUUCUUCAGAUCUAGAACAGGUCAGCAACAAGUCAGUGUUAGGAAUGGCUACUAUAUGUGGAUGUUUACUGCGAUUGAAAGUGGACUUCACCUGAAGUUUAAUAUUUUUCAAGUGGCACAUUUUGCUUGGUUCUGAUCGAUUCAUCCACUUUAUAAGGCAGCUUAAGAAUUUUUCUUAAAUUUUGAUUAAUUUCUUCUCAACAAACCCUGUGUUGGUAUCAGAAGUAUCAUUUUGAGGACUUUAUAGAGUAUUCUGAAUGAAAUGUUUAUUUCCAGAAUCUUUGCUACUCAAUUAUCAUUGGCUUGCUAUUGUUCUGUGCAGUGCUCAGCGGUAUCAAGUGAUGGUGGUUAGGUUUGUGGGUGAUGGGGACAGGGCAGGGCCCACAGGAAAGCAUCAAGGCCAUUCCUUCUCCUGACACACAAACCCUCCAACACAGAAGGCU
Liolophura sinensis is the source of this 2459-nucleotide messenger RNA. Its product is annotated as protein fuzzy homolog. The coding region runs from base 17 to 1366 and encodes 449 amino acids. The transcript has 11 exons. Gene Ontology annotation, biological process: non-motile cilium assembly; vesicle-mediated transport. NCBI's taxonomy places the organism in Eukaryota, Metazoa, Mollusca, Polyplacophora, Chitonida, Chitonidae. The record is from RefSeq and is a predicted model, not a curated record.